Messenger RNA from Strongylus vulgaris, 816 nucleotides. The record is from the annotation of a GenBank genome assembly. Lineage: Eukaryota; Metazoa; Nematoda; Chromadorea; Rhabditida; Strongylidae.
AUGAAUCGGAAAGGGAGUCAAAACUUCCAAGUGGAGACGUGCAUACCUUGGCAAGAGAGCCCAUCGCAACAGAUCGACCUCGGGUUCAAUAUAUUCUUCCUUGUUUACUUCUUUAUUAGGUUUAUUGCGGCUUCUGAUAAAGUGUGGUUUCUAUUGGAAUUGUACUCUUUUAUCGACUAUUGUACAAUUCCACCAAGUUUUGUUGCUAUUUACCUGCAAAGGAAUUGGUUAGGGUUUCGAUUUCUUCGCGCCUUACGUUUAAUGACGGUACCCGAUAUUCUGCAGUACCUCAACAUAUUGAAGACAUCGUCAUCAAUUCGUCUCACUCAACUCGUCACCAUUUUUGUUUCUGUUUGUCUUACGGGAGCGGGUGGAGUACAUUUGUUUGAAAAUUCGGGCGAUUUCUUCAAGGGUUUUAUUAACCCUCAUCGAAUAACCUAUGCGGAUUGUGUAUAUUUCUUGCUUGUGACUAUGUCUACCGUAGGUUAUGGAGACAUCUACUGUACCACACUUUGUGGCCGUAUAUUCAUGGUCUUCUUCAUCCUCGGUGGCCUUGCCAUGUUCGCUAGUUACGUGCCGGAAAUUGCCGAUCUUAUUGGGAAUCGACAGAAAUAUGGUGGAGAGUACAAAGGGGAACACGGGAAAAAACAUAUCGUAGUUUGUGGACAUAUCACCUAUGACUCGGUUAGCCACUUUCUGCAGGAUUUUCUACAUGAAGAUCGUGAUGAUGUCGAUGUGGAAGUAGUCUUCUUGCACAGGUUGGCGCAUUUUUAUACUGCUAAUAAUUUGGGUCUGGAACUUGAGCCGUUGAGAGAU